UCGGGUCGCGCGCGGGGGUCGGUGAGGCGGAGCGCGCGUCAAACUCACGCCAGCGGCUCUUCAUUUGGUCAUUUAACGGAAAACUCACUGACAGACACCGUUCCCUGCCGAGCCGUGCGUGUUUGUGCUUCUGCCAUGCGGUAAACGCGGGAAGAAACACAGAAACAGUGGAUGAUCUGUGAGCGCAAUGCAGAGUCCAGACAUGAACGGGUUCACCGGAGUCACAGCGCAGUCUUCACAAAUAAACGGUCACGGCUCACUGUCUCCAGAUGUUCCUGCCAAAAGGACGGGUGGUAAAGCUCUGUAUGGAACAGAUGGAGUGUAUUUCCUCCACACCUCUGCCAAACACAAAAAGAAAGAGCAAAGGAAGAACUACACCAAAAACAGCAUCAACAGCCUGACGGACACGUCACAGUACCAUGUGGAGCAUCUGACCACGUUUGUGAUGGACCGUAAGGAGGCGAUGCUGACCAUCGAGGACGGCAUCAGGAAGCUGCGUCUGCUGGACGCUAAAGGGAAGGUGUGGACGCAGGACAUGAUCCUGCAGGUGGACGGGAAAGCCGUCAGCCUCAUCGACAACGACAGCAAGAAUGAGCUGGAGAACUUUCCUCUGGCCUCAAUCCAGCACUGUCAGGCCGUGAUGAACGCCUGCAGCUACGACUCCAUCCUGGCACUGGUGUGUAAGGAGUCUGGUCAGGGCAAACCGGACCUGCACCUGUUCCAGUGCGACGACAUCAAGGCCAAUUUGAUCCACAUGGACAUCGAGAGCGCCGUCAGCGACAGCAAGGGCGGGAAGGUCAAGAAGCGCCCAGAGGUGCUGAAAAUGAUCCUGAAGAGUGACGGGACCAUCCCUCCGCCCCCAGGAGGCCCCGCCCCCGAGCUUCCAGGAGCUGUCAAUCAAACGGAUGGCAAGAGCCGAGUGGCCAGUUGGACUCCGUGGACCAAUGAGCAGCAGGAGGAUGAUCCACAGAGACAUUACACAGAGCUGGAUGGCUCUCCUGGGAUGAGUGCAGCGCAAGUGGACAGAGAUGUGCAAAUCCUAAAUCACAUUCUGGACGACAUCGAACACUUCGUCACCAAACUGCAGAAAGCCGCCGAGGCCUUUAACGAUCUCUCAAAACGCAAGAAAACCAAGAAGAGCAAAAAGAAAGGACCCGGAGAGGGAGUUUUGACUCUGAGAGCUAAACCUCCAUCUCAGGAAGAGUUUAUCGACUGCUUCCAGAAGUUCAAACAUGCCUUCAACCUGCUGGGGAAGUUGAAGAACCACAUUCAGAACCCCAGUGCUGUGGAUCUGGUCCACUUCCUGUUCAAUCCUCUCAAACUGGUGAUCCAGACGUCUGGAGGAGUGGAUCUGGCUAAAAGCGUGAUCGUUCCUCUCCUCACCAGAGAAGCCAUUGACUUCCUGCAUGCGGCGGGUUCGGCGGAGGAGAGACACUUGUGGGUCACGCUGGGAGACGGAUGGACCAAAUGCAGGUUGGAGUGGCCGAAGGAUCACCCGUUUCCUCCGCACACGCUGUGUUUUCGGGACGGCUGGGAGCCGCCGGUGCUGGUGUCUCGUGAGCAGGACGUGGCUCAGUUGGCGGAGAGGCUCGGUGCGGCUCAGAGACCCGUGGACAGACCUCCGCUCGACCAGCCGCUGGUUCAGGACUUCCCCGGUGCAGACGGGUACGGCUACAAACACACCUCUUACAAGCGCUUGCACCUGCUGGAGCCAGACACGGCCGUGGCUGCUUUUAAACACGCGGUCAGCCGUCAUGUAGAUAGGAACCCAGAGGCUCACAGCCGGACGCAGAGGAACUUUGCCAAAUCCAGAUACGACUUUGUGGCCAGAAACAACACUGAACUGUCUGUGAUGAAAGACGAGGUGGUGGAGGUGCUGGAUGACAGGAAGCAGUGGUGGAAGGUGCAAAACAGCUCGGGGGUUAUGGGAUAUGUGCCAAACAACAUCUUGGAGAUCAGCAGGGCAGUGGACAUGACGGGCCGUGGAGAGCCCAUCUACAGCCACACCAUACAGCUAAUGAUGCCAAAAAAGGAAUUUGAGUUGUUUAAGCAAUUACUGGGCGAGUUAAACGAGAAGCAGCGCUCAGAUUAUGUGCCCAAACCGGCUGUGACUGAAGCCCCGCCCACCCCAGUGGCCCCGCCUCCACCCACCCCACUGCAGAUCCCCACCCCGCCACUGCUGCCCGCAUCCGCCCAAAAACAGGACACACCAGCGGCCAACGGCCAACAACACAACAACGGCAGCGACGGCGUGACCAUGAGAGAUCAUCAGCGAGAGAGACCCGCGCCCGCCAGCCGCCGGAAGUCCAACAUGGAGGAGGUUCAGGACGAGCUGAUGCACAGACUGACUCUGGGCCGCAGCGCUCAGAAGAAGUUACAGGCUCCAUCUCGCUCCUCCAGCCUGCCGGCGGUCAACAUCACGUACGACUCCACACCGGAAGACGUCAAGGCCUGGCUGCAGCUCAAAGGCUUUAGCGAAGCGACUAUCAACAGUCUAGGAGUGCUGACCGGCGCUCAGCUCUUCUCUCUGAACAAAGACGAGCUGAAGACCGUCUGUCCUGAUGAUGGAGCUCGGGUCUACAGCCAGAUCGCCGUCCAGAAAGCUGCUCUCGAGAGGAGCGCCGCCUCGGAGCUGCAGGAGAUCAUGAGGAGACGACAGGAGAAGCUGGCCUCGGCGGCGGCGAGCGACUCCGGCGUGGAGUCCUUCGAUGAGGGGAGCAACCACUGACCCCUCUCUGACCUCUGUGACCUCUGACCUUUUACAGGACGCCGUGGAGCGCGCUCAGUUUGCUGCCGUGAUGCGCCGUCGUCAAGAACUCUUGGACCCGUCUGAUAACGGAACUGGAUCGGACGUGGACGAACACUUUUGAAAAGGCUUUUUUGUUUACGUUGUUGCAGCGUUCUUUGUA
Messenger RNA from Carassius carassius (crucian carp), 2909 nucleotides. It is a transcript of the gene eps8a, whose product is annotated as epidermal growth factor receptor pathway substrate 8a. Gene Ontology annotation, biological process: regulation of Rho protein signal transduction; positive regulation of ruffle assembly; Rho protein signal transduction. Bases 188 to 2728 code for a protein of 846 amino acids. The transcript is spliced from 24 exons. The record is from RefSeq and is a predicted model, not a curated record. Gene Ontology annotation, cellular component: ruffle membrane; plasma membrane; vesicle. Gene Ontology annotation, molecular function: actin binding. Lineage: Eukaryota; Metazoa; Chordata; Actinopteri; Cypriniformes; Cyprinidae.